Molecule: messenger RNA, 1135 nt
Organism: Cryptomeria japonica (Japanese cedar)
Lineage: Eukaryota; Viridiplantae; Streptophyta; Pinopsida; Cupressales; Cupressaceae
Product: probable carboxylesterase 15
Exons: 1
Coding region: 38-1009 (323 amino acids)
Molecular function (GO): hydrolase activity
Source: RefSeq, a predicted model, not a curated record
GGAACUAAACCUUAUCCACGAGCGAAGAAAAUCAGAAAUGGCGGAGAAGCAUGAGGCUGAGCUACUGGAGGAUUUCAGCGGGAUAAUCAAGCUUUACAGUGACGGAUCAGUUGUCCGAGGAGACGAUUCUUCCUUCUUCUCACACUCUCCAGAUAACAAUAAAUAUGAAAGUUUGGAUUUCAAAUAUAAGCAUGUGGAAUACAAAGACGUGGUGUUGGACGAGGAAGUUGGAUUGUGGGCGCGCCUCUACCUGCCGCCUGAAACGACGAGCAAGACGCCCGUAGUCAUGUACUACCACUGUGGUGGCUUUAUCCUCUUUAGCCCUGCAACGCUCUUCAUACACCAUAAGUGCCAGCUGUGGGCGGCCACGCUAGGCGUCCUCAUCGUUUCGGUGAAUUACAGGAUGGCUCCUGAGCACCGCCUUCCUUGUGCCUACGAUGACUCCAUCGCAGCGCUGCACUGGCUCCAACUGCAGGCCCUGGCGGCCGAAGGAGCGGAGACUUGGUUGCACUCCCACGCCGACUUCUCUAGGGUGUUUAUUGCAGGCGAAAGCGCGGGGGGGAACAUUGCACAUCACGUGGGCGUGUGGGCGAGGAAGGCAAAGGCGGAGAUGGAAAUUAAAGGACUGAUUUUGCUCUACCCGUUCUUCGGGUGCGAAGAGCGCACGGCUUCGGAGAAACAAAACUCGCCGGAGUUUAGUUUGGAGAUGUCAGAUACCAUGUGGAGGCUUGCCCUGCCUAUGGGAAGCAACAGAGAUCAUCCAUUCUCGAAUCCGCUAAUAGAAGGAGCCGCUGUCUCUGCUCUUGACCUUCCGGAAAUUCUCUUUGUGAUUGCAGGGCACGAUAUACUGAGAGAUCAACAGAUGCAGUACUGUGAGUUUCUCAAGAAACGUGGGAAACAAAUUCUUGUGCAUGUGUGUGAGGAGGAAGACCACGGCUUCCUUUCCUUAAAACUGGAGGAGCCUGUCACGGUUGAGACCCUCCGUGGCAUCUCUGACUUCAUAAAAUGAAAAUAGUGUCCUCACAGGGGGCUUGUCGAAGUUGCUUCCGCGGCUAUUUGGUACUUUAUAUCGUAGUUUAUUUUCCGAAAGUAUGUUUGUACUGUUAAUUUUAUGAAGUUGGAUACUUUUAAUCGA